AUGGACAUUGAUGUGCGCCCGCGAAAGAAGAGACGCUUCUUCGUCGAUGAUCCUGAGGCUCUCCGCGAACAUGCUUCUUCAUCCGUAAAUGCGUCUAGCAGACCAACAUCCGCCACCUCAUCCGCCGGCCACGACUUCGAGUCCUGUCAAACGAACCCUACGGAUGUCCAAACCCCCCCCGACAAUGAGAAGCCUCAGGCCUUUGACAUCGACGUAUUCCGCGCGUUUGUCGGAGAAGAUGUUUCUCAGGAUAUCGUGGACAAAGUUGAGGCUGCGUCUAAUGGCAACCUCGAGCGAGCAAUCAAUAUGUACUUGGACGGUUCGUGGAAAAGUGCGGUCGCGGUUCCGACAAGGACAUCACUUCCUUCGAGAAGUGUAGAUUCUUGGCUGAGUGCACCUACUUCCUCCAGCAGCCUUCCCACCGCAAUACCACAGGCCACUUCGAAAGACGUCACCUCCAAGACAGUAUCCAUAGCCACGAUGCCAACUGAACGGUAUGUUGGGUCAUUUGGUGUGGGAGCAUGGAUGACAAAAAGCGGCACACACCUGUUGGCACACGGUGAAUCGGUAAGAAUAGAGAGGUCAAAGAUCGCUCCUAAGACAAAAAUUGGAAGAGGAGGGAAAUUGGUGGCGGUGAUAGGCCGGAAUCAAAAGGCAGACGUGAUCACCCGAUUUACAAACGCAAAAGGUGAAGAGCUAGGUCGUCUGCCCGAGGAGACGGCUUCUUGGGUAUCGACUUUGCUGGACCAGAAGAUUUGCCGCUUCGAGGGAACCUGCGUUUUCGCGCCAGAUCGUGUUCGAGUCAACGAUACAAUCUACCUGCAACUUCGUGCAUACCUCCUGAAAACAGCUUUUGAGGCAAACACCUUUGUCAAGCCAAAGGAUGACAACCGCGCCACCGGGUUUUUCGAAGAGAAGGAGAGCAGCGACGAAAAAGAUCUUCGAUUACGGCAAGUGGCUCUCGUCAAACUAUUUGAAGAAGUCAACCUCAAUCCCACUACAAGCAGCGAGACAACUUCCAAGCACAAGAAGCAAGGUCUACUCAGAGCUGCUGAAAUGGCAGAGCAGUACGACAGAGACAAGGAAGCGAAGAUCAAGUCAGGCAUAUCCACUCCCAUCUCUGAGGACGAGGAGGGUGAAGAGUUGGAGGAAGAUCAACUCGAUACACUCUACCGGAAAGCACAGUCGUUCGAUUUCAACACCCCAGAAGCUGAGCCGGCACCAAGUUUCCAAUUGGACCUACGUAAAUAUCAGAAACAGGCCUUGCAUUGGAUGCUUAGCAAAGAACGAGACGAGAAAUCUGACAAGCAACAAUCAAUGCACCCUCUUUGGGAAGAGUAUACUUGGCCCACCAAGGACGCAAACGACGAACUACUUCCCAUUGUCGAAGGACAAGACAAGUUUUAUGUCAAUCUCUACUCCGGGGAAAUCAGUCUCGACUUCCCCGUCCAGGAACAAAACUGUUUGGGCGGCAUUUUAGCUGAUGAAAUGGGCCUAGGCAAGACAAUCGAGAUCUACAGCUUGAUCCAUUCCAAUCGUUCACAAAUCGACCUGGAAGCCGCUGGUCAAACCAUGACAUCCGUCAAUCAUCUUCCCAGACUGCCCCAGACAUCCACAUCAGUCGAAGCAGCACCCUUCACGACGUUGGUCGUGGCACCUAUGUCCUUACUGGCACAGUGGGAGAGUGAAGCUGUCAAAUGUUCGAGACCUGGCUCUCUAAGGACUAUGGUCUACUAUGGCAGCGAGAAGUCGGUCAAUUUACAGACCCUGUGCUCUGCCACAAAUGCUGCGUCUGCUCCAAAUGUCAUUAUAACGAGUUACGGCACCGUACUCUCAGAGUUUGGACAAGUUUCAACUGCUGGAGGAGAUCGCGCGUCUCAUGGUGGCCUCUUCUCCGUGGACUUUCAUCGGGUUAUUCUUGACGAGGCCCACACGAUCAAGAAUAGGCAAGCCAAAACGUCCAAGGCGUGUUAUGAGAUUAAGGCGAAGCAUCGAUGGGUCUUGACUGGGACACCCAUCGUCAAUCGCCUGGAAGACUUGUUCAGCUUGGUUAGAUUCCUCAAAGUUGAACCUUGGAGCAACUUCUCCUUCUGGAAGACAUUCAUCACAGUGCCCUUUGAGUCCAAGGAGAUUGCACGAGCUCUCAAUGUUGUUCAGACAGUCUUGGAGCCCCUGGUGUUGAGAAGAACAAAGGAUAUGAAGACACCCGAAGGCGAAGCGCUUGUGCCACUUCCUCCUAAGUCUGUCAUUGUCGAAGAAGUCGAACUCUCGAAGACAGAACGGGAAGUAUAUGAUCUGAUAUUUACGCGGGCAAAGCGCGCGUUCAAUGAGUCCGUAGCGGCCGGUACUCUCUUAAAAUCAUACACGACAAUUUUUGCACAGAUCCUACGCCUGAGGCAGUCUUGCUGUCAUCCUGUGCUGACUCGGAACAAGGAUAUUGUGGCAGAUGAAGAGGAUGCUGCAGUGGCGGCUGCGGCUGAUGAGAACGGGUUUGCGGACGACAUGGACUUACAAGAUCUCAUAGACCGUUUUACCAAAGACAGCGACCUUGCAGACAAGGAAAAUCCCACAUCGAAGGACCCGAUCACCACGUUCACCACCAAUGCUCUGCGCCAAAUUCAGGAGGAAUCAAGUGGAGAAUGUCCAUUGUGCUUUGAAGAGCCAAUGAUCAACCCCGCCGUCACUACUUGCUGGCACAGUGCCUGCAAAGAGUGUUUGGAGAAGUCAAUCACGGUCCAGACGGACAAAGGAGAAGUCCCUCGCUGCUUUUCAUGCAGAGAAGUUAUCAAUCCGAGAGACGUCUUUGAAGUUGUUAGGCACAACAGUCCGCCUGUGUCCUCCGAUCCUGAAGCAGACAUGUAUGCAGCUGACGAGAAUGUGACGAGACCUGGCAAGAUUUCACUCCGUCGAUUACAUCCAUAUUCACCCUCUGCUUCAACAUCAGCGAAGAUAGCGGCGCUGCUGCAUCACCUGUCCGCGCUACCCCGGGCUACCAAAGCGGUGGUGUUCUCGCAGUUCACGUCCUUUCUCGACCUUAUCGCUCCACAACUUACCAAACACGGUUUCUCGCACCUGCGAUUCGAUGGCACCAUGUCACAGAAGGUAAGAGCACAGGUCAUUCGAGCGUUCAACGCAGAAAAUGCAUCCGAUCCCAAAGCUCCUCGCAUCUUGCUGCUCUCUCUCAGGGCAGGUGGAGUGGGUUUAAAUCUUACGGCGGCGAGUCGGUGCUAUAUGAUGGACCCGUGGUGGAGUUUUGCAGUUGAAGCACAGGCGAUCGAUCGGGUGCACCGCAUGGGUCAGACACAAAAAGUGGAAGUGAUCAGGUUUGUGACCAAGGAAAGCAUUGAAGGAAGAAUGCUUCGUGUGCAAGAGAGGAAGAUGGCGGUCGCUGGAAGCCUGGGUGUCGGCCAAUCAGGGGGAGGAGAAAAUGAAGAGGAGAGGAAGAAGAGACGGAUCGAGGAGCUGGAGAUGUUGCUUGGCUGA
Molecule: messenger RNA, 3483 nt
Organism: Fonsecaea nubica
Lineage: Eukaryota; Fungi; Ascomycota; Eurotiomycetes; Chaetothyriales; Herpotrichiellaceae
Exons: 1
Coding region: 1-3483 (1160 amino acids)
Molecular function (GO): zinc ion binding; ATP binding; ATP-dependent chromatin remodeler activity
Source: RefSeq, a predicted model, not a curated record